This is a messenger RNA of Physcomitrium patens, 1205 nucleotides long. RefSeq lists its product as uncharacterized. The record is from RefSeq and is a predicted model, not a curated record. NCBI's taxonomy places the organism in Eukaryota, Viridiplantae, Streptophyta, Bryopsida, Funariales, Funariaceae.
AGUAGAUAACCUUCACGUAGUACAUCAACCAUGUCAUUAAGAAUUCUUACAAAGUUGCAAAACUAUGUUUAAUUUCAUAAUGUACAAAAUCAAUUUUCAUGAAACAUGCCUAUAGAGCUGAUUGUUGCAAUUUUUAUGUUAUGCAGAGAGCAAUCUUAAGAUGAAAUACAUCUGAAUGAAUAACUCGCAUCAAAUCAUAAUAUCUUAAUCUUCAAGUGAUUCUCCUCGUAGAUUUCAUGCUGCAGUAAGUGUAAUCUUUGCAAGGUAUUAUAGUAGGAAGAUUUGGGUAAUAAUAAGUAUAUUCUCCAACCACGGUAUGGUCGAUGUCAGAAACAACGUAACAGGCUUCUCGUAACGCUUUUAAAUCUCGUUCACGAUGAUUUUGCGAAUCUGGAUUACUUCGAAUCUCUCAGAUUCAAAAGGAUACAAAGUUAUGAAUGGUCCUCCCUUUGUUUUGAGACUUUACAGGGGGUUUCAUUUACCUGUUAGCUCGUAUCAGUAACCACUUAGUUGAGGCCAACUAGUCUCCUGACAUUAUACUCUCAAACAGCCAUCGAUUGUAUGAGAACAUCCAAUCCAACCAUCACCCCACUCACGUCAAGAUUCACCACUGGAGGGCACGAAAUCAGAAGGGCGGCUUUUAACGAACCUGCGAUGGAAUCUGAACCAGAACUAGACGGAAGUGGAAAGGUGAGAGACGAUCUGAGGCUCCACGAAGUACAUUUUUUUUUGCAACAAAACUGUUUUCAGGAGUUCUGCAAGAGUACCCAGUUUAAAAAUUCUGUACUGGAGGGGUUGAAUUUACAACUGAGUUUCAAUGAUAAGACUUUAUUAGAACCUAAAGUGGAGGGGAAUCUCAAUGAAACUUCGCCACAACCUCCGGUUAACAAGGCUGCCGAUGAGAAGGAUUGGGAGGAGACGCUUGCGGCUGAUCCACUUCUUAGCGGUCAACUUCUCGGCAGUGUGUCAUGCAAAGUUGCAGACAUUUCCGAAAAAUUGGACACCACCAUUGCAGCAACGAUGAGAAUUAAGGUGGAAGGUCUUCAAGAAAGGUGCACCAGAGAUAUUGAAUCAUUUGCUAGCAAGGUAGCAGACUGCAGAAAAGCAUUCGAAAGGAUGGCUGGAGACAGAAGUUACAGCGUAAAAAAAACAGCAGAAGACUUCUAAAAUAUUCUGCUCUUUUUUGCUCGAGCCAGCAAAAAGAA